Messenger RNA from Piliocolobus tephrosceles (Ugandan red Colobus), 1345 nucleotides. RefSeq names its product POU class 2 homeobox associating factor 2 (gene POU2AF2). NCBI's taxonomy places the organism in Eukaryota, Metazoa, Chordata, Mammalia, Primates, Cercopithecidae. The transcript is spliced from 5 exons. Bases 127 to 993 code for a protein of 288 amino acids. Gene Ontology annotation, molecular function: transcription coactivator activity; sequence-specific DNA binding; POU domain binding. Gene Ontology annotation, cellular component: nucleus. The record is from RefSeq and is a predicted model, not a curated record.
AGAAGGCUUUCCCACCAGGGUCAGGCUGAGCUUUCUAGGAGACCAGGACCCCUUACCAAGGAGUGAACACCACUCACAAGAAAUUCUGCACUGCUGUAAGAAGAAAAUCCACCAGAAACAUCCAGAAUGGAAAGUGUCCCAGGAGACCACAGCAAACGAGUGUAUCAAGGCGUGAGAGUGAAGCAUACAGUCAAAGAUCUCCUGGCUGAAAAACGAUCCAGGCAGACAAGUAACUCAAGACUUAAUAGCAGCGUCAGUUCCUCUCAGUCUCCAUUUGUGCAGACGCCAGGUUCACCGGUCACGUCAGGUUACUACGGUGUCAGAAGAUCUUUCUUAUCUGACUCAGACUUCCACAACAGUAAACAGUUUUCAAAUGACGUCUACACCUCCAGCGUGGGGAAGCCGUUUCCCUGUGAGUCCUCCGCAGGGCAGAGCCAUGCGGCCCUCCUGGAGCCCUACUUCCCCACGGAGCCCUAUGGAGACUACCGGCCUCCGGCGCUGACGCCCAAUGCGGGCUCUCUGUUCAGCGCCUCCACCCUGCCGCCGCUCCUGCCGCCGCCCUUCCCCGGAGACCCCACUCACUUCCUAUUUAGGGACUCAUGGGAGCAGACGUUGCCUGACGGUCUCAGCCAGCCCGACCCUGUGUCUGCCGAUGCCCUGCAGACCUUGCCACCCAGCACGAGUUGCCUCUCCCAGCUUGAGUUUGGGAGUACCGGUCAGCACAAGGGCUCCAGCUGGGGGACCUCCCUGGCUGGGGCUCAGUCCUACUCGCUGCAUGCUCUGGAAGAUCUGCACCAUACUCCGGGGUACCCCACCCCACCUCCUUACCCCUUCACCCCUUUCAUGACGGUGUCAAACGACCUACCACCCAAGGUGGGGCCGCUCUCCCCAGAUGAGGAAGCAGACACCUGUUCCCUCCAAGACCCUUCCCCUUGGGCGAAAGAAGAUGGGAGCAUCGCCUGGGGGUCAUAUGAAUGCCGCAGAGCUUAUUGAGGGGGAGGGCCAAAGGACUUCUGGGUUUUUCUUUAACUUGAAGUAUAUUCUGAAGAUCGUUUUAGGUGUGUCAGCUCAUUCAGGACUGGAUCUUCAGAAUAAGCCACAAUGCCGCCCUUUGUUAGUGGACGAGGGCAUUUAUUUGUAAUCCUCUCCACCGUAGCCCCACUGAAAUAAAACAGAACGUUAAUUAAAUGUAUCACAGACUGUAUUCUAGUAAGAUAACCUUACAAUGUGGUCUUUUUGGAACUGUUGUAACCCAUUACAUUCUGAAUCUUCUGUUAUAUUUGAAGUAUCAUUUUUGGCACUGAUUUUUUUUUCCUAAAUUACAUUAAAAAGUUUAUGCAGAUCA